This is a messenger RNA of Tetrahymena thermophila SB210, 2100 nucleotides long. RefSeq names its product AMP-binding enzyme family protein. The record is from RefSeq and is a predicted model, not a curated record. NCBI's taxonomy places the organism in Eukaryota, Ciliophora, Oligohymenophorea, Hymenostomatida, Tetrahymenidae. The transcript has 3 exons.
AUGAACUAUUCAAGGCUAGACCUUUUCUCAACUCCAUUCUCAUUUAAUUUUGGAAAUUAAGUGAAAAGAAAAGGGACUAUUUAUGGAGCAAUUUUAUCGCUAUCAAUACUGACCGUCUUCCUCGUUUACUCUUUGUAUCUCUUUUACUUAUACGCUAGUAAUCAAAUCAAUCCCACUUACGCUUGGCAAAGCUUCGUAACAGAAGAAACUAUAUAGGUUGACCUAAAUGAAGACUUAGUAGGAUUUAGAUAUGAAUAUGGUGUAAAUCUCAAUCUUGAUGAUUUGCAAGCUCAACAAAAUAAAACAUAUCUAGUAUUUCUACCUUACUUUUUUUAUCAAAAUGGAACGGAAUUUCAAAUGAUACCAUUGAAUUACACUAAAUGCACAAGUCCCAAAUUGAAAGGGUUUAAUUGCUUUGAUUUUUCAACAAUCAAAAAUUAUACUCUCAUCUUAAAUUCAAUAGAAAAUUUAUAUUCAUAACUUUAUAUUUUCAUAUACAAGUGCUAAGAUACAGACUAAUUAAAAACUUUUAUUCCAAAUAAUUGUGUUGAUAAUGAUGAUGAUUACAAUUCUGUUAUUUAUAAUCCUUAUGCUGACUUUCUUAUUAAACUAUAGACAUCUCAAUAUAACACCUCAUCAUAGUAAGCGUAAGUCAACUAUAGAAAUUCAUUUGUAUAUAUGGUAGGUAACUCAUUUUAGUAUUACUCAUAUAAAAUUUAAAAGUAGACUACUUUUAUUAAAUCUGGUGCAAUUAUUCAAACUGAGAGAUCUUUUUCUUCACCUAUUUAAUAUGAAAUAUCUAACAUUAACGAAGAUAGAUAAACUUUUAUUUAAAACACUUAAGAAAUGCAAUAUAUGUAAAUUAGUAUUUAAAUGGAUGAAAUAAUAUAACAAAUAUAAAUUUAAUACUUAAAUUUACCUUAAAUACUUGCUUAAUGUAAUAGUACUUUAGCACUUUUAGUGUGCAUAGGUAUUUUAGGAAGAAAAAUCGCAGAAAGUUUUAUGAGGCAAGACAUUUUUCUUCUUUUAUUGCAGAAUAUGUUUCAUGGUACUUACGAGUCUAUUUUGAAGAAAAAUCACUUUAUUGAGGAACAAGAAAAUUUUGAUAAUUAAAAUUUAAUUUAAAAAAACGAAAUUAAAGAGGAUUAAAAAGAAGCAAACGAAAAUGUGGAAGAAGAUGAAAAAACUUCGAAUAAUAAUGAAGGUAUCUUUGUUCCUUCUUUUAAAACCAAAUCAAUAAAUUUAGUUUAUGAUUAACACUAAUAGCUUUAAAAUUAAGAGCUCUUGACUAAUUAAAAUGAUAAUUAGUAGGAUUUUAUUUUAGAAUAAGAGUUUACUAAAAAAAUUGAGGAAAAUAAUAAUAACUUUCCCUUAAAAAAGCGAACAACUGGAGAAGUAUAACUCAACUCUAGAAAUUUAGAAAAAUCAUAUUCACAAUAUUAGUUUAAAAAAAUAUAGAUUAAUUAACCCAUCAAUUUAAAUGACUAAGAUGUGAACUUUAAGAAAAUAUCUGAAGAGACGAAUAGUUCUAUAGUUUUAGGAUAAACUUACUAUUUGAGAAGAUUAUUAUCAGAAAAAUAUUAAAAAUAGCCAUAAAAAGAUAAUUCUCUCUAAGUGAAAAAUACUAUAAAAAAAAUAAAGGCUAUGAAGGACAAUUCUAUUUUGAAUGGUAUUCGUUAAAAAGUUUUUAAAAUAAAAAUUUUCAAGCAAUGUGAGUAUUAGAAAUCUUAAGGAUUAGAUGCAGAAGAUAAGCGAAUUAUUGAUUAAUAUAUUAAUGAAAGCUUAGAUAUAUUAUAGAUAUAUAGAGAUCUUAUCUUUUUAAAAAAAGCUGUACUACUUCUCUUUAGCAAAGAGCAAUUAGCUAUGCUUCAACUUAUUGGAAUAUCUUCUAAUUUCUGUAAACAGCAGGUUAACAGUGAUAAAAAUCUAUAAGCUUAAGACUAAGUAAAACCAAAAGAAAUGAGUUACUUUGAAGAAUAAAUUUCUAUUUUAAAAGAUAGCCAUAAAUCAGAAAAAUAUAUAAUUUCUUUCUUUGAUAAGCUAAAGUUGAACAAGGAUCAAACAGAGGUGGAUUAAAGAAUACUGAACUCUUUGUAAUGA